GCAAACAAGUCCGCUCCACUCACUCACAACUCACAUUUCGGGCCAAAUUCUCAAAAAUGAACACCCUGCGGAAACUGAACUGCCUGCCGUCCCUGCGAUCGGCGGGCGGUGCUUAUCGUCUGUUUGCUGGCAAGGAUCAGAAGAAGGAUUCCGCGGGGCAGACGACCAGACAGCCGGAGAAGCCAGCGGGCAAGGAGAAGGGCAAGGACAGUGGCAAAGCAAGUGGCAAGGCAAGUGGCGCAGGGUCGGCUGAUCCCGGCAAGAAGGCCACCAAGGUGACCCUGAUCAACGGCGAGGGCGUGGGACCCGAGCUGAUGAGCGCGGUGCAGGAGGUGAUCUGUGCCGUGAAGGCGCCCAUCGAGUGGGACGUCGUCGAGGAGUUCCAGGCCAAGGACAGCGAGGAUGUGUCCCCGGAGGUCCUGCAGUCGCUGCGCACCAAUAAGGUGGGCAUCAAGGGACCCGUGGACAGUCGCCACUGGCAGCGCCAGAUCCGCAAGCAGUUCGCCCAGUACGCCUACGUGUCCUUGUGCUCCCACAUCGAGGGCCUGGACUCGCCCUACGGCGCCUUCGACGUGGUGAUCAUCCGGGACCAGAUGGAGGGCGACUACUCCGGCAUCGAGCACCGCGUGGUGCCGGGCGUCAUGCAGACCAUCAAGGUGAGCACCACGGCCGGCGCGUCCAGGAUCGCCGAGUUCGUCUUCAACUACGCCGUGAAGCACAAGCGCAAGAGGAUCACGGUGGCCCACAAGGCCAACAUCAUGCGGAUGACGGACGGCAACUUCCUGGAGGCCAUGCGGGCGGAGGCCGAGAAGCACGUGGACGACGUCAUCUUCGAGGAGCGCUACCUGGACACCAGCAUCAUGAAGAUCAUGCUGGAGCCCCACACGUGCGACGUGAUGGUCUCGUCCAGCAUGUACGGCGACGUGCUGCGGGUGAUAGCCGGCGGCAUGAUGGGCGUGCCGGGCAUCUGUCCCGGCUACUCCGUCAGCUCCCUGGGCACCGUCUUCGACUGCCGCAUGAAGGCGUGCCACGCCCUCGCGGGCAAGGACGCAGCCAAUCCCACGGGCCCCCUGCUCUGCGCCGCCCUGAUGCUGCACCACGUGCAGCUGGACAAGCAGGCGGACCAAGUGGAGUGCGCCAUUCGCCGGGUCUACAAGAACACCGAUAUCCGCACCAAGGAUGUGGGCGGCAAGGCCAAGUGCUCGGAGUUCGUCAAGGCCGUGUGCGAUUGCCUCGAGGCGGAUAACUGAAGUGGCGCUCGGUGGUUGGGAACACAAAAUUGGCUAUCACAUAAAAGCCAUUAUCAUACCGACAAACCUUAACCUUACCUUAAAAGCUUUCCAAAAGAUAAGGAACUUUAAAACUUA
Drosophila teissieri is the source of this 1367-nucleotide messenger RNA. RefSeq names its product probable isocitrate dehydrogenase [NAD] subunit alpha, mitochondrial. The record is from RefSeq and is a predicted model, not a curated record. Lineage: Eukaryota; Metazoa; Arthropoda; Insecta; Diptera; Drosophilidae. Gene Ontology annotation, molecular function: isocitrate dehydrogenase (NAD+) activity. Gene Ontology annotation, biological process: tricarboxylic acid cycle; isocitrate metabolic process. The transcript has a single exon. Bases 57 to 1250 code for a protein of 397 amino acids. Gene Ontology annotation, cellular component: mitochondrion.